This is a messenger RNA of Drosophila montana, 1750 nucleotides long. It is a transcript of the gene betaTub65B, whose product is annotated as beta-Tubulin at 65B. Gene Ontology annotation, cellular component: microtubule; cytoplasm. Gene Ontology annotation, biological process: microtubule cytoskeleton organization; mitotic cell cycle. NCBI's taxonomy places the organism in Eukaryota, Metazoa, Arthropoda, Insecta, Diptera, Drosophilidae. Bases 273 to 1673 code for a protein of 466 amino acids. Gene Ontology annotation, molecular function: structural constituent of cytoskeleton; GTP binding; GTPase activity. The transcript has 2 exons. The record is from RefSeq and is a predicted model, not a curated record.
AUACUGUUGGGCUGGGAAUUGUUUGUUGUUUAUUUCGUAGCAUUUAGAGAGCUUGUUCAAAAAGACUGUGGAUGAAACCGUGAAGCCACAGCAUGAUGCUCGUAUAGCCAGUAUUCCAAACCACAACAACUUUCGGCCAAAAACAAUCAUCAAAAUUUAGUUGUCAAAAAUUUAGAAAAAAAAAAACAAAAAAAUAAGCAAGUCCGGCAAAAGUGCAGCAGAACGUGGAGCACGGUGGAGAACGGACGGAGGGCAGAGAGCGGGCGUGUAGAAUGCGAGAGAUUGUGACACUGCAGAUCGGCGGCGCCGGCAAUGCCAUUGGCGAUGCGUUCUGGCAUGUGAUCUCGCACGAACACGGUGUGGACUAUGCAUCGGGGCAUUUUGGCGGCACCAGCCCACUGCAAUUGGAGCGCAUCAAUGUGUUCUUCAAUGCAACGGCCAGCAAGAGAUUCUAUGCACGGACCAUCAUCAUCGAUACGGAGGCGAGCACCAUACAGCGCCUGAAUGCCAGCAGCCAGCUGUACAGGCCGGAAAACUUUGUCGCCGGCUCGGAGAGUGCCGGCAAUAACUUUGCACGUGGCUAUCAUACCGACGGUGCCGAGAUACUCGACCAGGUGCUGGACAAUACGCGACGCGAGGUCGAAUCCGUGGAUUCGCUGCAAGGCUUUCAGCUGCUCCAUUCGAUUGGUGGCGGUACCGGCUCCGGUCUGACAUCGCUGAUCAUGGAGGCACUGGUCGAACAGUAUCCGGAUAAUCUGCUGUGCAACUAUGUGACCAUACCGUCACCGAACAUGUCCCAGGUGGUGGUUGAGCCAUAUAAUGCACUGCUCAGCAUUCCGGCGCUGGUGAACAACUCGCAUUUAACCUUUUGCCUGGACAACGAGGCGCUCUUUCAGAUCUGCAAUCGGAAUUUGAAAAUUCAAAUGUCCGGCUAUGAGCAUAUCAAUCAUAUUGUGGCCUUGACCAUGUCCGGUAUAACCACCUGCCUGCGCUUUCCCGGCCAGCUGAAUGCGGGCCUGCGCAAGAUCUAUGUAAACAUGGUCCCAUUUCCCCGGCUGCACUUCCUCAUACCGGGCUUUGCGCCGCUGGUCACCUGCAAGCAGCAGCAGUUUAGCAAGGGCACCGUCUCCGAGCUGGUGCAGCAGAUCUUCUCCAGCAACAAUCUGUUGUGCGCCAUCGAUUUGCGCAAGGGCAAGCUCCUAACUGCCGCCGGCAUCUUUCGCGGACGAAUGUCGCCGCGCGAGGUCGACCAACUGAUGACCGGGGUGCGCAACAAGAAUCUGCACAACUUCGUCGAUUGGAUACCGAACAACAUCAAGACGGCCAUCUGUGAUAUACCGCCGCGUGGCCUCAAGAUGUCUGCCACGUUCAUUGGCAACACGACCGCAAUUCAGACUCUGUUCCAGCGUCUGCUGGACGGCUCCUGCAUUAUGCUGCGCCGCAAGGCUCAUCUGCAUUGGUACACCGGCGAGGGCAUGGAGGAACGCGAAUUCACCGAUGCCCAGGAGGAGCUGCAGAACAUUAUCGAUGAUUAUCGUGGCAGUGGCGAUGGCGGCGAUGGCACCGGCGGCGGCGGCACCGGCGGCGCUGGAGCUGGAGGCAGCGGUGGCAACGAUGCGGAUAGCGGCGAUGAAGCGGCGGCUGGACCCCAAUGUACUUAUUGCACAGACUGAGGCAAUCAAUUGGCUAUAAUUAUUGUUGUUAAGCCCCAAAUAAAUGUUGUCGUUUCUGGCAUCUAGUUACGGGCGAA